Messenger RNA from Pungitius pungitius (ninespine stickleback), 1151 nucleotides. RefSeq names its product F-box only protein 50-like. NCBI's taxonomy places the organism in Eukaryota, Metazoa, Chordata, Actinopteri, Perciformes, Gasterosteidae. Gene Ontology annotation, cellular component: SCF ubiquitin ligase complex; cytoplasm. Bases 336 to 1031 code for a protein of 231 amino acids. Gene Ontology annotation, molecular function: ubiquitin protein ligase activity. The record is from RefSeq and is a predicted model, not a curated record. The transcript has 6 exons. Gene Ontology annotation, biological process: glycoprotein catabolic process; SCF-dependent proteasomal ubiquitin-dependent protein catabolic process.
AUGGCCAGUGACUCCCUAAAUGAGCACUAUGAAAGAGCUUUUGAUUAUCCUUAUCACAUUUGUAUAUGAUUUACAGACUUAAUGAAUUCAUUCAUUCAUUGGAAGUGGACUUAUUUUGAAGUCAGUUCUUACACGCCACUGCCGUACUUCCGCUAUCUGAUCACAUUAUUAAAGUCUUGCGACUUUAAGAGGCCAAACAGCAGCGUGCUCUGCGUUGCUUCACCUCCAUUGCAACAACGGGGUGUGGUUACACAAAAGCCACGGAAUAAAAGCCUCUCCGACUUCCUGGAAAACUCGUGUUGGAGUGAGAUUCCACAGCGUCGGGGACCUGCAGCAUGUCGGAGUGGAAGAAGAGAUGUGCAGAGGAAUGGAGCCUGCAGGGCGCACCGAUGCCCGACAGUCAGGACUGGAAGUCCGUCUACGAGGCAAAACCGCUGGGGAGGAAUCUGCUGAAGAAUCCGUCGCCUCACGGAGUUAGUAAGGACACCCCUCCACCUGAACCGGACCUUCCUGAAGUGCCAAGACAUGGACCUCCAUGUUUUCAACCUGAUGGGGACUUCAGCAGCUGGACCACAAGCACUGAAAUCCUCCCCUACGACUCCAGUGGCAUCCCAGCAGGUGCUGUGGUCUGUCAGCUGCCGCAAUACAGCUGGUUUACCAUGGAGCAGGUCGUGGAUCUGAAGGCAGAGGGACUGUGGGAAGAACUGCUGGACAAUUUUCAGCCUGAAAUAUUCAUCCAAGACUGGUAUGAGGAGAGUCAGCUGCAUGAAUCCAUCUUUGAGCUGCAUGUGAAGUUACUGGGGGCGGACAAAAGCACAGUGAUCUCUGAGCACAGCGCCAACCCCACAGAAGACCGCAGCGCUUACUCUCACACCUGGAAAGGGGUGUCACACGUGUUCUCUGGCUACGGACCAGGGGUGAGGUAUGUCCACUUCCAGCACCGGCUGAAGAACCAGUACCUGAACGGGUUCUACGGAACGUUGUCCAGCGACAGCUCGGUGAUGGUUAGACCAACUAAAACUAGCGCCUAGGCCCAGUCCUAAAGGAAGCUGCGAUGCAGGCAUAGUUGCACCACACUCAAUGUAACCUGUUAUUGCUGUUAUUUGAGUAACCAUGUGUUUUUUUGCCAUAAUAAAACAUUGUUUCUCGUG